UGCAUCUUUGCCAAACAUUGUGGGCUGCGGGAAAUAACGUGUUUCUCUCCGGGAAAAAAUCACCACAACUGCACAAUUUUUGCUCAAUAGUUUUGUUUUGAGCAUCAUGGCAGAGAGCGAAGUGGACACGCCAAGCACUCCGAUAGAAUACGAGAGCAAGUACUUCGAGCAUCAUGGAGUUCGCCUGCCUCCCUUCUGCAGGGGGAAGAUGGAGGAGAUCGCCAACUUCUCCCUCCGAAGCAGCGACAUAUGGAUCGUCACGUAUCCCAAGUCAGGGACCAGUCUUCUCCAGGAGGUGGUGUACUUGGUGAGUCAGGGGGCUGAUCCAGAUGAAAUCGGCCUCAUGAACAUCGAUGAGCAACUUCCUGUCUUGGAGUAUCCUCAGCCAGGUUUAGACAUCAUACAGGAACUGACAUCGCCCAGGCUGAUUAAGAGCCACCUCCCGUACCGGUUCCUGCCUACAGCCAUGCACAACGGAGAGGGCAAGGUGAUCUACAUGGCGCGGAACCCUAAGGAUCUAGCGGUGUCCUACUAUCAGUUCCAUCGCUCCCUGCGCACCAUGAGCUACCGUGGAACCUUCGCUGAGUUCUGCCGUCGCUUCAUGAAUGACAAACUGGGAUACGGCUCCUGGUUUGAGCAUGUGCAGGAGUUCUGGGAGCACCGCAUGGACUCCAACGUUCUCUUCCUCAAAUACGAGGACAUGUACAAGGACCUGGCAACACUGGUCGGGCAGCUGGCACGCUUCCUGGGUGUGUCAUGUGACAAAGCCCAGCUGGAGGGAUUGGUGGAGAGCUGCAGCCAACUCAUCGAGCAGUGUUCCAACUCCGAGGCCCUGUCCAUGUGCAGAGGCCGCGUGGGUUCGUGGAAGGAAGUCUUCACCGUGUCGAUGAACGACAAGUUUGAUACUGUGUACCGACAGAAGAUGGGCAAGAGUGACCUGACCUUUGACUUUGGUUUAUGAGGAGUCUCAGUGUCACCUCAACCCACAAUAUCACCCACAGCCUCAGUCAAACAACCCAGCUGACGUCAUGUCACGUCACGUCACGUCACAAUAUCCAAACUGCCCUGCUGAUCUCACUUCACGUUAUGUUGGGCUGCACGCGUCACAACAUCCAUCCAGCAGCGAGCCAAUCACAGAGACCCUGGCAGCUCAUGCCUGUCUAGCGGCCAACCACCUUAGCCACCAGGGGAGCCUCUGGGAGCUGAAGAACCACCAGGUGACCAAUGAGGGAUCAGUCACCGAUGUCUCUAUUCAGCUGCAGGCUACUAGGGUUAACUAGCCACUCUGAUCUAACCCUAACUUAACCUAAACAUAACCCUUAACCACCCUUAUCUGACCCUAACGUAACCUAACCAUAACCCUUAGCUACCCUGAUCUGACCCUAAAUUAAUCCUAACCUAACCAUAACCAUGCAGGCUCCUAAGGUUUACUAACCCUAAUCCAAUCUAACCAGAACUGUCCAGGCUCUUUCCUCAACCCUGCCUGUGUCAGACUGCCUCUGAUCAUCUCCAGCAAUCCCCAAACUUCUCUUACCCCUUACCCCUGGCCCUAAACUUCUCUUACCCCUGGCCCCAACCCUCUCUUACCCCUGGCCCUAAACUUCACUUACCCCUGACUCUAAACUUCUCUUACCCCUGGCCCCAGCCCUCUCUUACCCCUGGCCCUAAACUUCACUUACCCCUGACUCUAAACUUCUCUUACCCCUGGCCCCAACCUUCUCUUACCCCUGACUCUAAACUUCACUUUAACCCUGGACCUUGAUGUCAAACUUUAACCCCAGAGCCUCUAGACUCCUUGACUUUAGCUUAACCUUCACUUUAACCCCUGAGCUUAACCUUCACUUGGACCCUCAUCAUCUGAGACUGCCUCGUGCCAUGUUGUCCCUCAGAUAUGUUCUUCUAUUUCUGGAACCCAUUAGAAUCAGGGUCAGGGUUUGGGGUCAGGGUGCAACUUAAGGGGUCACCCAUACGUUCGUCUGGCAAAGACAGGGAGAGAUCUGCAUAAAGCCUAACCCUAGAACCUUAAGUUCUUCACCUAGAGCCUGACCCUAGGACCCUAGGUUCUUCAACUCAUCACACUUCACCUGGAUAGAUAGAAGUUAUCACCCUUUGUAGGACCAGAUUAUUGUUUCAGUUUUCUCUGAACAUCAGUAGUUUCUUUGUCAUGAAGGGAGUCAAAAUGCACUGGAACGGUGUAGCUCUUUCCAGGCCAAAUCAAACCCACGCCGUGAACCAAAUAUCCAUACUCAUCCAUCUUAAAAACAUAUCCAAGACAACCCCAGAGCCAACACCAAAUAUCUAGGAGACAUAACCAGAAACAUAAACCAGAACUACACCAGAGACCCAAACCAAACUCAGAACCUACACCAGAGAGAUGGACCUCAUCCCUCCCCGCGUAUUCAAAUAUAUCCCUCAUGUUGAAACCUAACUGACCCCUGACCUCAGCUGUUCAGAUGACUCCUGACCUCAGCUGUUCAGAUGACCCCUGACCUCAGCUGUUCAGAUGACCCCUGACCCCAGCUGUUCAGAUGACCCCUGAUCUCAGCUGUUCAGAUGACCCCUGACCUCAGGCUGAUACCAACACACAGAGAAUACUAGCAUUCCACACCUUUGCAGUGUGUUCGUGUGUGCAUUUGGUAUCAUCUGCCAUUUGACGGAAAGUCUUAGAAUAAGGCACCUGAGUGUGAUAUAGGUUUUAUAUCCAUCUACAGCAUUUCCAGUAUGUGCAAUUACACAUGCUGUCCUGCAGAGGUCAGGCCUGAGGGGGUGGCCACAGUUAACUCUCCCACUAGCCAUCGUUGCCACAGCAACAUGUUCAUUGUGUACGUGGAAUUGCUCCCCUUCCUUGCAGCAAAGCAUUCAGGAGUAGAUGGUUGUUAUGGUACCGGCUACCGUACAAUACUGUCUAAGUUGUGUCUUUGCAUCUUCUGUUUAUGUUAUAGAAGACUGUGUGUGUGUCUCUGUGUGUGUGUGUGUGUGUGUGUGUGUGUGUGUGUGUGUGUACCCACCAGCGGCCAUAGAACUCUCUCAUAAAUAAAUACACUCCUGACUUUAUCAAUUCACUCUGGAGUUAAUCAGUACACAUGAGUUAAUCAAUACACUUCUGAAUGUUGGAAUUGAGUGUGUUAUCAGGACAUCCCCUCUCACACACACAGACUCACCCCCCCCCCCCAAACACACACACAUUCACAGACCCCCCCCCAGAAACACACACACUCACACACACACACAUUGCGUGCCCAAUGCGCUGUGUAUGCAGCUGUGUGUGUGUUAUCUCUCUGACUCUCUGCACAUGUGGCCUGAAUGUCAAAUGAUUGUCUGCUGGCAUCACAUGCUCCAUGUUUGACUUGUGUUUUGUCAUGUCGCUUUUAAAGAAUCGUUAAGCCUCAUUUAGGAAUCUUUUAUGCCUGUGUUUUAGUUUAAUAAUAAAGCUCUUUCUUCAGAC
Messenger RNA from Sardina pilchardus (European sardine), 3445 nucleotides. It is a transcript of the gene sult4a1, whose product is annotated as sulfotransferase family 4A, member 1. Gene Ontology annotation, biological process: sulfation. The coding region runs from base 107 to 961 and encodes 284 amino acids. The record is from RefSeq and is a predicted model, not a curated record. The transcript is spliced from 7 exons. Gene Ontology annotation, cellular component: cytoplasm. Gene Ontology annotation, molecular function: sulfotransferase activity. Lineage: Eukaryota; Metazoa; Chordata; Actinopteri; Clupeiformes; Clupeidae.